Molecule: messenger RNA, 2329 nt
Organism: Branchiostoma floridae (Florida lancelet)
Lineage: Eukaryota; Metazoa; Chordata; Leptocardii; Amphioxiformes; Branchiostomatidae
Product: coiled-coil domain-containing protein 13-like
Exons: 16
Coding region: 159-2324 (721 amino acids)
Biological process (GO): non-motile cilium assembly; cytoplasmic microtubule organization
Cellular component (GO): centriolar satellite
Source: RefSeq, a predicted model, not a curated record
GUGUAUCUGUGCUCUGAUUGGUCGGAGUUCAAAGUUGACUCUCCCUGGGGACAACAUUCCAAGAUGGCCUCCACUUAGACAAGCGAUUUGAAAUCACCAAGGAAACGAACGACUUUUACCUCAGAAAAUUGUUUUCUAAGCGCGAAGAGUUCCCAGACAUGGAGAGCUCCAGCGAGACUCUGAAGCAGCAGUUUGCCUCCCUCCAGGAGCAGCAGAAGAAGAAGAUGCAGAGACUGAAGGAGAGGAAACAGCAGCUUAAGAAGGAGCAGGAGAAGGGAGACGAUGAGAAACCCAUCCAGGCCAGUAUGUAUGUGGAGGAUGAUAUGGGACUGCAGUUGAGUGGACCUCCUGCAAAAAAUGACAUUAUGUAUGCUGAAGAACAGAUGACCAACUUAAAAGACCAAGUCAGAGAGCUGAGGGAUGAAAAUGGCCGGCUGUACAAGCUGCUGUCUGAGCGGGACUAUGAGGUGCGCCAGAUCAGGAAGAAGAUGGAGAAAGAACGGGCACUUCUUACAGGUGGUACUGGAGGCGUGGCCAGUGAAGCAGCGGCCACAAAGAUUGUGGAUCUGUCAAAGAAGAACAGAGAACUGACCGCAGAGCUAGAGAGUGGCAAGACCAAGAUGACACAGCUCUCACGUAAGGUGCAGGACCUGGAGAAACAGUUGAAGGCAGCAGUAGCGCAGGCCCGUGCAGCUGCUCGAGAUGAGAAGGCCUCUCCCAGACAGGUCACUCUCAGUCUGGAGGAGGAAAAGGACUUAGAGGCUGAUGCCAAGGCUUUGAAGGACAAAUUGACACAGACAACCUCCAAACUACUGGAAACCAAGAAUGAAGUGUCCAUGUUGAAACAGGAGCUGAAAGUGGCAAACAAGGUGCUAGAGAAGGAGGUAGGGGAGGGAGUGAACAUCCAGGCUUUGCUGAAGGACUCCAGCGGGUUCAGAGGUCGCUCACAGCAGAUUCUCAGUCUACAGAAAAAGGUGUCAGAGUUGAAGAGUCAGCUGGGUAUGCAGACAACCCGGUCCGGCUCGGGGCUAAGUCUGGAGGAACAGUUCAUGGGUACGGCUACCCGGGCCACCAACUACAGCGACAAGAACAGGGACAGGAUCAGGCAGCUGGAGAGGGACAGGAAGGAAGCUACAGAGAAAGCUCAGGCAGAGAAAGAAGCGCUGGAAGCAGACUACAGUAAGAUGAAGGACCGGUUUGACGCCAGUAAAGCUCGUAACAAGGUCCUGGCUAACGAGGUGAAGUCGUUAAAGGACCAGCUGGCUGUGCUGCUGGACAAGGGGAAGAACGAUGAUGAGCUCAUCACUGCACUCAUGAAUCAACAAGAACAGAUGCAGAAGCUGCUGGAACAAACGACAAAGAAACAACAGGAAUAUCAACAACAACAGCAGGCUGAGGUCACCCAGAUCAUCACCAAGAACAUGCAAGACCAGAACAUCGUGGAUCAACUCAAGGCCAUAGUGGCACAGAAGGAGGGGCAGGUUAAGGCACUGGAGGAGGAGAUCAGAGAAAUCAGGGACCACAGAAUGCAGGCCAUGCAGGGUGGUCACGUCAGUCCAGCCAGACGGCCUCCAUCCAGGUCAACUCCCUCUGAUCUCCAUGGUAACCGUCCACCCUCCAGGUCAACGCCCUCUGAUCUCCAUGGUAACCGCCCACCCUCUGCCCACCAUGGUCUUGGGAGCUCCAUGUCUGGUUCCCAUGGCAACGUGAUGAGACCUUCAUCAUCAGAGGCAUUCUAUCUGAAUUCACAGAACCAAAAUGGGCGUGGCAGCAGGACUGGCAGUGCCCCAGGACAGGUAUCAGUCAAAGGAGCAACCAUCAUCAGACCUGCUACAGACAGUGACCUGAAGGUAAGAGACAUAGAAGUGCAGCUGCAGGAACAGAGAACAGUGUGCCAGGCUGCUCAGGUGGAGAGGGACAAACUGUUAGAGCUGGUGCAGGUGCUGCAUAACAGACUGGACGAGGCAGAACAAAAAGCAACAGAAGCCGACAGUCAGCUGACACAGCACAGACAGCGCAAUGUACAGCUAGAGAAACAGCUAGGCAAAGCCAAGCUGGAAAACAAAGGUUCACCUAAGAAGGGAAGAACAGUUCGAGACUCAGUAGGCCAGGGAGACAUCAAACCAGGCCCAGAAGACAUAGAAGAGAUGGAGGUACAACUCUCCAUCCAACAAGACGAGAACGAGGCCCUUAAAGCGGCUCUGCAGAGCACCCUUAAGGCUAAGGAAGAAGACCUGAAGUUUUACAGAACAAUCAUGGACCAAACCAAGCAGAUUUUCUUGCAAGGUCUUAGAGAACACAGACAGAGAGGGGCAACUUCUUAAAACCU